Messenger RNA from Penicillium vulpinum, 1593 nucleotides. RefSeq names its product fungal specific transcription factor domain-containing protein. The record is from RefSeq and is a predicted model, not a curated record. The transcript has 6 exons. Lineage: Eukaryota; Fungi; Ascomycota; Eurotiomycetes; Eurotiales; Aspergillaceae. Bases 1 to 1593 code for a protein of 530 amino acids. Gene Ontology annotation, molecular function: DNA binding; zinc ion binding. Gene Ontology annotation, biological process: DNA-templated transcription.
AUGCUCGACUAUCACGGAGAGACUUCUGUGGGAGCUACACCAGAUGAGUCCGCUCACCGCGCCACAGAGGCACAUCGGCUUAUUGAACAAGAGCUCGAACAGAGAGGCCAUGUCACCCAGGACAGGAUAGGAGUGCUUCACACAGCCUUGGAACUCGUUAAACAAAUGUCUUGUCCGGCCUCGUCUUCCUCGCAUCUCGAUUUGGACGAUGCGGUCACUGAAGAAGCCAUUGGAUCAGAGUCAUCGCCUGCAGAACUACUGUACAUGAUGCUGCCUGGAAUGACCGGAAAUGAGGGCGAUUAUAAGCACCUUCAUUGGCCAGAUCAUAUCUCGAGUCCGACUUUGAAGAAAAUGAUCAUUUCCUUGGUGGAGAAUGAGGGAGACGAACAUUGUCGAUUGCAUUAUCGUGUAUGUGUUUACACAAAAGCCUUUUUCUGCGCCCUCAAAUGGUCCCAGGUCUACCGUAGCCCCACGGUCCUUCAACGAUUGGAAAAGUCACAGCGGCAAUACAAGGCGACCACACUGGCCGCACUAUGUCGUAUUCAUUUUCUCUCGCCUCCCAGCCUUUCACUUGUGCAAGCUCUGCUCUCUGGGGCAAUGCUAAUGCAAUAUAUUGGAAACGUGUCCCGAAGCUGGUCGUUAACGGCUUUCGCAGCUCGCAUACUCGUGUCUCUUAACGGCCACACCGUGGAAGCCCGAAGACUACUGCCAACAGAACUGGUCGAAGAUUUUGAUUUGUGUCUUUAUUGGUGCUACUAUCUUGACAAGGUUCUGAGCGCUCUUUUCGCACGACAGCCCUCACUUCCUAAGUUGUAUUUUGACCCAGUCUCAUUAAUUCCCCUGAAUUCUUCAAAUCCACUUCAGAAGACUGUGAAGAUAAUGGUUGAGAUGGCGAAGGUUCAAGAGGGUAUACUGGAUAUGCAACUCAGCAGAGCGAAGGGAGUUGCGCAUAUAUCCCAGGUUGGUUCUCUCAUUCAGACUGCCAAUUAUCUAUUUGAAAAUAUCAAAGAAACUCGAUUGUCUGUGCCUGAAGAACUUCAGAACGAAUUUGAUGCCGCAGAGUUCGGCUAUUUCGCUAUGAUGACUAGUAUUCUGAAAUACAGUCAACCUGGAUGCACAUCAUUUUCUAAUAACGAGUGCCUUGAUUUUGCGCGGAAAGCACUGAAAAGCUUGAACUCCAUGUUACACCCCGUUGGCUUGAAUCUAGACACAGCAGAGCCAUGUCCUUCAUUCCUAUCCUGGACGGUGUUAUUGUACCCACUGACUCCUUUCUUUGUGCUUUUCUGCAACGUCGUAUCAUCAUCUCAUGAUGGGGACUUUGUCUUGAUGCAAGAUGUCACGAAAGGUCUAUCUCGGUUUGUUCACGCAAACAAGUGGAUCCAUAAAGUCCAUAGUCUUUUCAACAUGUUCCUCGGUUUAUGUGGUCCGUUAAUGCAACAUAUCAGCUCGGAGGAGUUACGCGACAUCGGCCACGAAGGGUCCUCGGCUGAUGAUAGAUUACCGUCGCAACCCCUGGAAACCACAGAUGAAAGUCUGAUGUGGGACUUAUUCACUGCCCAGCCUUCGUUGGAAUGGUUUGAUCUGGACCUUUGA